Messenger RNA from Salvia hispanica, 1582 nucleotides. The record is from RefSeq and is a predicted model, not a curated record. NCBI's taxonomy places the organism in Eukaryota, Viridiplantae, Streptophyta, Magnoliopsida, Lamiales, Lamiaceae.
AGCAAGAAAAUCAUUUCUUCUUUUCGUGGAAGAAACAUGGCAACAAUCUCGCUUCCAAGGCUCAUCGUGAUCAAAUCCAAAGCUUACACCGAAAAAGGCCAUGCUUACUUCAAGGCCGACGGCGCUUCCGUACUUGUCGGUGAAGAGGACAUAUUCAGCACGCUCGUCAAGAUUGAAGUCGAGCGUUCUACCACCAACACCAAAUAUGUCAACCUCAAAUUCGGUUAUUUCAACAGGUACUGGCGGCACAAAGAAAACGACAAAUUCAUCAUUGCUGAGUCUGACCAGCCACAAGAGGACGUCACACAGCCCUCCUGCACCUUGUUCGAGCCCGUCAAGGUUGACAAUGCCGGCGUCUUCUACUUGAGGCACGUCCAGAGCGGGGGCCGCGUGUCACUGGACGGGUCCAUCAUGGCCUUUUACGUGAACGAAAAUUCCAGUGAUGAUGACAAAAGUUACCUAACUUUCGUCGACUGGAAUACAUUAGUUAAAUUGCCGGCAAAGGUGGCCUUCAAGGGGGAUAACGGCAAGUAUUUCUCAACAUACGCGAUACCGCUGUUUGAACUCGAUGAUCCCAACGACGACAAAGCGAUCUACACAGUGGAGAUGCAGCCGGAUGGAUACGUCCGAAUUACAGCCCCCCGACGUGGCCUAUGAAGGAUACGAAGGAUCUUCGUUGGUCGUAAUAAAUGGCGAACCUGAAUUCAGGGUAAUGUUCUCGAAAGUCGAGCUGAACAAACUCUGGCCUUCCAAAAUGGACGAAAAUUCAAUCGCUCUCCGCAGUACAGCCAACAAUAACUUCUGCCGCAUACGAUAUAUUCCUGCUCUCCCUUACUAUCUUAGCGCAGACGUCCCGAUUAUAACCAAGGAAGCCAUAAUCAAAGUGGAAGAGCCCGUGCUGGGACGGAAGAUCUACAAUGUGGUGUAUCAGAUGGAGUAUGCUCGGAUUUUCAACGAGGCGCCUUAUUUGGCAGGCUCGGCCACGCUUAUUAAUGACAAAGAUGACAUGGCUUCGAUGCAAGCAUUGGUUUCGUAUACAGACGAGAGAUCAUACACUUUUAGCCGGAGCCUGUCGCUGAGUGCGGGGGUCAGCACCACCAUCGAAGCGGGCGUGCCCUUCAUUGAGAAGGCGUCGAUUACGGUGAGUUAUGGGAUAAGUGGGACAUUCCAGUGGGAGGAAACGACAACAACGACGAAGAUGGUUCAAGCGAGUGCUACGGUUCCUGUGCCGGGGAGGACUAGUGUGACGCUUGAUUAUGUGGGAACGAGAGGGACUUGCAAUAUUCCUUAUUAUUACACUCAGGAGGAGAAGAGUUCUGCUGAUGCCCAGAUUUCUUAUGCUGAUUUGGUUGAUGGUAUUUACACUGGCGUCAAUUAUUACAACUUCAACUUUCAUGUUAGAGAUACCAAGUCACUUUGAAGUACUACUUGUUUGUGUCCAAAACAUCCAUAACCUUUUGUUGUUACUGUUUGUGUGCUUUGUUUGUUUCAACCUUGGUUUCCUUUUGUUGUGGCUGUGAUAAUAAUCUUGGCAUGUUGCUUGAUAUAUACAAAUGUACACUUUUGGUUGAUUUGAAUCAAA